Lucilia sericata (common green bottle fly) is the source of this 1569-nucleotide messenger RNA. RefSeq names its product hexokinase type 2-like. Bases 19 to 1569 code for a protein of 516 amino acids. The record is from RefSeq and is a predicted model, not a curated record. The transcript has 2 exons. Gene Ontology annotation, biological process: intracellular glucose homeostasis; glycolytic process; glucose 6-phosphate metabolic process. Lineage: Eukaryota; Metazoa; Arthropoda; Insecta; Diptera; Calliphoridae. Gene Ontology annotation, molecular function: mannokinase activity; fructokinase activity; D-glucose binding. Gene Ontology annotation, cellular component: mitochondrion; cytosol.
UUCAGUCAACUUCAAAACAUGUUUCAAGAUCCCAUAUCAGCAACCACUGAUGGCUUCAUAAAAGGAAAUGAAAAACCAAAUCGUCGUAUAAUUGAAGAAUUGUGUCAACCUUUGCAGUUGGACAUUGAAACUCUUACGAAAGUCAAAGAACUCUUUUUAAAAGAUCUUAAAAUGGGUCUAGGGAAAAACACCAAUGCCCAAGCCGUAGUCAAAUGUUUUUUAACGUAUGUCCAGAAACUACCCACUGGUUGUGAAAAAGGUAGAUGUUUGGUUUUGGACUUGGGCGGCAGUAAUUUUCGUGUGGUUCUUAUGAACUUUGAUGGUCAAAUGAAAUAUAAAAUAACCGUAGAAAAAUUCAAUAUACCGGAUAAUCUUUUAGAAGGUUCCGGCCUCAAUCUCUUCAACUAUGUGGCCGAGUGUUUGAGUAAUUUUGUGAGAAACUUAAAUCUUCAUAUGGAAGAAAUGCCGCUGGCGUUUUCUUUCGCUUUUCCCAUUAAGCAGAAGGGUUUACAUGACGGUGAACUGGUGAGUUGGGGAAAGAAUUUCAAUUUGCCCGAUGUUAUAGGUCGCAAUGUGGUGGAGUUGUUGCAAGAGGCAGUUGAACGUAGAGGUCAAAUUAAGAUUAGUACUUAUGUGCUGAUGAAUGAUACCACAGCGGUUUUAAUGAGUUGUAUUUUUAAGAAUCAUUAUGGUAAAAUCGGUGUUAUAAUGGAUAAUGGCUGUAACGCCUGUUAUUUGGAGCAGGUGAAAUAUAUAACAACUUUUCAAGACAAGAACACUAUACCCACCAUACCCACUAUGGUCAUUAAUACAGAAUGGGGCUUUUUUGGUGAUAACGGUUCUUUGGAUUUUAUACGCACCAAUUGGGAUUUGAUAAUAGAUGAACAUUCUUCAACUAGAACUAAACGUACAUUCGAAAAAAUGGUGGCUGGUUUAUAUCUAGGAGCUCUAGUGCGUCUUAUAAUGUUGGAUUGUAUAAAAUCGGCCGUACUUCUGCAAGGCGAAUUGACAAGCGAACUAAAGAAAACCAAUAGUUUUCAGACGUCUUAUGUCUUUGAUAUUGAAUCUCAAAGUUCAGGUAGCCAUUAUAUUACCCGAGAAAUUUUACAUAUUCUGGGCUAUAGAAAACCCUCGAAUGCGGAUUGUGAAAAUGUGCGCUUUAUUUGUAAAGUUGUUUCUAAACGUUCGGCUGAUUUGGUAGCGGCCACAUUGGCCUGUCUUAUAGAUCGUAUAGGAGAUCCUUUUGUCACUAUUGGCAUUGAUGGAAAUAUUUUUCGUUGCCAUUCUCUUUAUGAGAAAUAUUUACGGGAGAAACUUCGGAAUCUGGUUAAACCAGAGCACAAGUUUGAUUUUAUUGUGUCGGAAGCAGGAACGGGCUGUGGUGCCGCCUUGGUGGCUAUAAGUGUAGCCAAAAAUAAGAAGAUAGUAGAAAAAAGAAAAUCUCAAGUUACCAACUGUGGUGUGAUAUUAAAUAAUGCCAAUGAGAAGUUACCUAAGCAAAAGAGCAAAGUUUAUAAGAAAUUUAAAACUAGAGUUAAAUCAACUAAAAAUUUUAAAUCACCCGAAUGA